CGCCCGGCCCUGCGGCUGCUGCUGCUGCCGCCUCUGCUGCUGCUCGCGGCGGCGCCGUCUGGCCGCGCAGCUCCCUGUGUCACUGGUGGUUUGCCUAAGCCUACAAAUGUCACCUUUUGGUCCAUAAACAUGAAAAAUGUCCUACGCUGGGAUCCCCCAGACAGUCUCCAAGGGGCUGCAGUUACGUACACUGUGCAGUACUUCAUAUAUGGGCAAAAGAGAUGGCUGAAUAAACCUGACUGCAAAAAUAUCAGUAGGACCUACUGUGAUCUUUCUGAUGAAACAUCUGACUAUGAGCACCAAUAUUAUGCCAAGGUUAAGGCCAUUUGGAAAACAAACUGCUCCAGAUGGACUGAGACUGGACGGUUUUAUCCUUUUUUAGAAACACAAAUUGGACCCCCAGAGGUUGCCUUAACUACAGAUGCAAAAUCCAUUUCUAUUGUUCUGACGGCUCCAGACAAGUGGAAGAGAAAUGCAGAAGACUGUACCAUUUCCAUGCAACAAAUAUACUCCAAUCUGAAGUACAACGUGUCUGUAUAUAAUGUCAAAUCAAAAAGAAUGUGGUCCCAGUGUGUCACCAACCACACGCUGGUGCUCAGCUGGCUGGAGCCCAACACUCUGUACUGUGUCCAGGCAGAGUCCUUUGUCCCAGGGCUCCCACGCCGUGCUGAGCCUUCUCAGAAGCACUGCAUCAGUACUUUGGAAGAUCCAACCUCAGCAUUGAAGGUUAAAAUCAUUUUCUGGUAUGUUUUGCCCACAUCUGUGACAGUGUUUCUAUUUUCUGUGAUUGGCUACUCCAUCUACCGAUAUAUCCAUGUUGGCAAAGAGAAACACCCAGAAAAUUUGAUUUUGAUUUAUGGAAAUGAGUUUGACAAAAGAUUCUUUGUGCCAGCGGAAAAAAUCAUGAUUAAUUUUAUCACCCUCAAUAUUUUGGAUGAUUCUAAAAUUCCUCAGAAGGAUAUGAAUCCAAUGGACAAAAGCAGUGAUGGAUCCAAACUCAGUGAUCCUGAGCCCUUCUGGAACCCGGAUCCCCACCCAGAGGAAGUGGAGGUGGAACACUUGGGGUAUGCCCCGCAUUUGGCGGGAAUUUUCUGUGACUCCGGGGAAAACAGCAGAGGUCCUUCCCUGACCCAGCAAGAAUUUCUCGGCAGUACCAUGGCUGUGGGCAAAGAUGCAGUGGAGUAUGAGUGUGACGUAAGGGCUGACAUUCAGGAGGGGCCUGAAGGUCACCAGUUCAGCAUGCAAGAGGUGACAUCAAGGCCAGGAAAAUCACUUCAGCAACAGGCAACUUUGCCAAGGUUGGACCCACCAACAUCAUUGUGUUCAUAUUCACCUCAGCUCAGUGACUUAUACCACCUGGUGCAGGGACACUUGGUCUCAGAGGGGCUAGAGGAAGAGCCGUGGAUGACACUGGUCACCUGGGACCCUCAGACUGGCAGGCUGUGUAUCCCUUCCUUGUCUGGCAUUGACCAGGAUGCCAAGGACAGUGAGUAUCAUGAGUCUGAUGGUCUUGCAGAGGAAGGUCUGUUGUCCAGACUCUAUGAGGCUCAGGUGCCAGACAAGCCAGCAGAGGAUGGAAAUUAUCUCCUGCGAUUCAUGGAGGAAUGGGGACUACAUGUGCAAAUGGAAAAUUAACCCUAGCAAGACUUGACUUGACCUGACCCCUACUGUGACAGGGCACAGGAGCAAAGAAGGGGAAGUGCCAGGACUGAGAGUAGCAUGGUUGUAUUCAUUGGCACCAGUGAGGAUGACAGCCCUUCUCUGCUCCCUGCACUGACUUGGGAUGGGUGCUGCCUGUAGGUCCCUUACAAAGUCCACAAGGCCCUUGGGUACAAGGGCUGCUAACCUUUGCUUUAGACAGAAUCAGCACUCAAUGUAUGUUUGCCCUGAAGGAUUGAUUCAGGCAUGGGUAUUGGGGCCAUUCUGCUUAUUAACUUUGUAACAAGCAUAAUUCUCUGAUUACUUUUUGCUAUGUGUAGAUAACACUACAAAAUAUUUCAUAAAGAUCAUUUUACAAAUACUGAUUUUCCAGAAUUUGUUGAUUAUGAGAAUGAUGAGGUACCUAGAAAUGUACAACUACAGCUGAGCUUUGGUGGUUUAUGCCUGAAAUUUCAGCACUCUGGGAGGCUCAAAAGUUCAAACCCAGCCUGGGCAAUUUAGUGAACUUAGGGAGACAAUGUGUCAAAAUAGAAAUAAAAAAGGAAAUUGUAAAGGCCUGUAGUAGAAUAAAGCCCAGGGAGAAGGCCCUGAGUUCAUCACCCACACUGCAAAAUAAGGAUAUACAUAAAUAUGUAUUAUAGGGAGCCAUUGGUCUCAGUGUGAUCAGUUCUACCAGGUGAGAAACAGUAGCAGGAAUGAGAAAAAGAUAGACAAGAAGACAA
Molecule: messenger RNA, 2381 nt
Organism: Octodon degus (degu)
Lineage: Eukaryota; Metazoa; Chordata; Mammalia; Rodentia; Octodontidae
Gene: Il20ra
Product: interleukin 20 receptor subunit alpha
Exons: 7
Coding region: 130-1635 (501 amino acids)
Molecular function (GO): interleukin-20 binding
Source: RefSeq, a predicted model, not a curated record